Exaiptasia diaphana is the source of this 3069-nucleotide messenger RNA. RefSeq names its product coatomer subunit beta. Gene Ontology annotation, molecular function: structural molecule activity. Gene Ontology annotation, biological process: intracellular protein transport; endoplasmic reticulum to Golgi vesicle-mediated transport; intra-Golgi vesicle-mediated transport. The transcript has 26 exons. Gene Ontology annotation, cellular component: cytoplasm; COPI vesicle coat. Bases 91 to 2961 code for a protein of 956 amino acids. Lineage: Eukaryota; Metazoa; Cnidaria; Anthozoa; Actiniaria; Aiptasiidae. The record is from RefSeq and is a predicted model, not a curated record.
CUUUGACACGUCAGUACUUUUAUUUCACAAAAUUGGAUAGUUAUUUUCGCUUUUUUAUUUAAAAUAAUACAUUUUGAAGACAUUCUCAUCAUGUCUACUCUUGCCGAACAACCGUGUUAUACAUUGAUUAAUAUCUUGGGUGAUUCGGAACCGCCAUCGGAACAGAAACUGAAGGAAGACAUCGAGAAAGGUGAUAUCAAAGUCAAAAUAGAAACGCUAAAGAAAGUCAUCCAAAUUAUCCUGAAUGGAGAAAAGAUGCCAUCCUUGUUGAUGACAGUCAUCAAGUUCCUCAUGCCUCUACAGGACCACACCAUUAAGAAACUCUUGCUCAUUUUCUGGGAGAUUAUCCCAAAGACAGGAUCAGACGGCAAACUGCUUCAUGAGAUGAUUCUAGUUUGUGAUGCGUACAGGAAGGAUCUUCAACAUCCAAAUGAAUUUAUUAGAGGAUCAACCUUGAGAUUCUUGUGUAAAUUAAAGCAACCUGAGCUGAUUGAACCACUGAUGCCUGCUAUUAGAGCCUGUCUUGAGCAUAGACAUUCGUAUGUUCGCCGUAAUGCUGUUAUGGCCAUCUACACCAUAUUCAAGAACUUUGAGUUUCUUAUCCCGGAUGCUCCAGAACUUGUUCACACCUUUUUGGAGCAAGAGCAAGAUGCAUCAUGCAAGAGAAAUGCUUUUAUGAUGUUGAUUCAUGUUGACCAGGAAAGAGCUUUGGAUUACCUUAGUACGUGCAUUGACCAAGUCAAUACGUUUGGUGACAUUUUACAACUUGUUAUAGUUGAGCUCAUCUACAAAGUCUGCCAUGCCAACCCUUCAGAGCGUUCAAGAUUCAUUCGUUGUAUUUAUAACUUGUUAAACUCCUCAUCACCAGCAGUUCGUUAUGAAGCAGCAGGAACACUUGUCACAUUGUCGUCUGCUCCUACUGCUGUCAAGUCUGCAGCAUCUUGCUACAUUGAGUUGAUAGUCAAGGAAAGUGAUAACAAUGUGAAACUAAUUGUCUUGGAUCGUCUWAUUAAACUGAAAGAAAACCCUGCUCAUGAGAAAGUUAUGCAGGAACUUGUGAUGGAUAUCCUGCGYGUCCUUGCAUCUCCUGAUCCUGAAGUUCGAAAGAAGACACUGCAGCUUGUCCUUGACUUGGUGACUUCWAGAAACAUCCAUGAGGUUGUUGCAGUCUUGAAGAAGGAAGUGACAAAGACUCACUUUGAAAGUGAACAUGCUGAUAUUGGCAGCUACAGACAGAUGCUUGUAAGAACAUUGCACACUUGCAGUGUCAAGUUCCCUGAUGUGGCCAACUCUAUUGUYCCUUUGUUGAUGGAGUUCUUGGGYGAUUCUAAUGAACAAGCAGCUUUUGAUGUGCUGGUGUUUGUUAGAGAGGCAAUACAGAGAUUUGAACAACUCAAGCCAGUCAUCAUGGAGAAACUUCUAGAGAAUGUGCAUAUGAUAAAGAGUGUCAAGAUUCAUCGUCAUGCGUUAUGGAUUCUUGGUGAAUAUGCUACCAGUAAGAGUGACAUYAUGUCAGUCAUUGAUGAGAUCAAGAAAGGACUUGGUGAAGUGCCAAUAGUUGAAGAUGAGAUGAGACUUGCUGCAGGAGACCCAUCUGAAGCAGGAGAGGAGGCCCCUUCAGCAAGUGGGAAAAGACUUGUAACUGCUGACGGUACAUAUGCCACUCAAAGUGCCUUUAGCCAACCAGGAGCCUCAGCCGGACUGGCCAAGACAACUGAAGAAAAAAGACCACCUCUUCGUCAGUACUUGUUGGAUGGAGAGUUCUUUGUUGGUGCUGCCAUAGCUGGCAUUUUGUCCAAGAUUGCACUUCGMUUCCUUGAGCUUGAAAAUGAUGACAAAAAGAAAAAUACCUUCUGUGCAAAYUGUAUGCUGAUCAUGUCAAGUAUACUACAUCUUGGAAAGUCAGGACUGCCAAAGAAGGCAAUAACUGAUGAUGAUGUUGAYCGUAUUUCCAUGUGUGUCCGUGCUGUGGCUGAGCGCACUCCACUCAUGCAACAGAUUUUCACAUCUGAGUGUCGACAGUCCUUAUCAGCCAUGCUUGAUGCUAACAAAAAGAUGGAGGAUGAACAGAAAGACAAGGCUCAUGCGGAAAAGGUUAUCUCAGUCCAGGCUGAUGAUCCCAUUUCAUUCCUUACUCUAUUGGCAAAGUCAGAGAGUGGAACGACUGAGGAUCAAUUUGCUGCAAGCUUGUCUCAAGCUGUUGGAAGUGCAAGCCUGAAGACUGAGGAGGAACUCCAAAGCAGUAAACUCAACAAGGUAGCCCAGUUGACUGGUUUCUCUGAUCCAGUAUAUGCAGAGGCAUAUGUCAAUGUCAAUCAGUACGACAUUGUUUUGGAUGUAUUGAUUGUCAAUCAAACUACUGACACUCUUCAGAAUGUCACUCUUGAACUGGCAACACUUGGUGACCUCAAACUUGUAGAAAAGCCACAACCUAUACUGCUAGGACCAAAUGACUUCUCUAAUAUCAAGGCAAAUGUGAAAGUGUCUUCAACUGAGAAUGGUAUCAUCUUUGGAAAUAUUGUGUAUGACGUGUCUGGUGGCGGCGGUGAUCGUAACUGUGUUGUUCUGAAUGACGUCCAUAUUGACAUCAUGGACUACAUUCUGCCAGCAAAUUGUACUGACUCUGAGUUCAGACAAAUGUGGGCAGAGUUUGAAUGGGAAAACAAGGUGACAGUGAACACCAACAUCACAGAUCUCAAGGAUUACCUAAGUCAUCUCAUCAAAUGUACCAACAUGCAGUGCCUCACACCUGACAAGGCUUUAGAAGGCUCAUGUGGGUUCAUGGCUGCAAACUUGUAUGCACGAAGCAUCUUUGGUGAGGAUGCCCUGGCUAAUGUCAGCAUAGAGAAACUACAAGAUCAGACAGGAGUGACAGGACAUGUACGCAUUAGGGCAAAGAGUCAGGGAAUGGCAYUGAGUCUUGGUGACAAAAUUAACCUUUCACAAAAAACCAGCAAGUAAAAUAAUGUAGAAGGCUGAUUGGAUAUAGAUACAUUGUGUACAGUGUACACUUGAUUGUAAUAGGGAAUUAAUAGCUAUAUAGAAUAAAAGAAAUCACAAAGUAUGCAA